Molecule: messenger RNA, 1251 nt
Organism: Notechis scutatus (mainland tiger snake)
Lineage: Eukaryota; Metazoa; Chordata; Lepidosauria; Squamata; Elapidae
Source: RefSeq, a predicted model, not a curated record
UUUUGUUUCAGUGCGAAGUAAAUUGAGAGAGCUAGUGGGAGCAUCCACCAAUUGGAGAGACCAUGUGCAAGCAAUGAAUGAAAGAAAAGCCUUACACACACUUCUUGCUAAAACCCAGGGUGACCUUCCUCCUAGGAAAAUGAAAGACAGCUAUAUAGAAGUUAUCUUGCCUUUAGGAAGUGAGCCCGAAAUAAGAGAAAAAUAUCUCAAUAUGCAAAACACUGUCAGAUUUGGUCGACUACUUGAAGACCUUGACAGCUUAGGAGUUCUUAUUUGUUAUACUCACACAAAAAAUGAAGCUACUCUGAGAUCUCCUUUAUCAAUUGUUACAGCACUUGUGGAUAAAAUUGGUUUAUGGAAGCAGCAUAUUCAUCCGGAUUGUGAUAUCAAGUUCACCGGGAAUGUUUCCUGGGUUGGAAAAACUUCAAUGGAAGUGAAGAUACACAUGCUUCAGUUACUUGAUGGAGGAAUCUAUUGCCCUGUGUUAGAUGCAACUUUUGUCAUGGUGGCCCGUGAUCCAGAAAAUAAAAGACCAGCAUUUGUCAAUCCAUUAAUUGUUGAAACCCCAGAGGAGGAAAAAAUCUUCAAUGAAGGAGAAAAGAACAAGAUCAGGCGACUUGAAUCUAGUAGGGCUUCUUUACUGAAGGUUGCUCCUACUGCAGAUGAAAGAAAUAUUAUCCAUAAUAUGUUCCUGAAUACUCUGGAUUCAAGGACAGUAAGUUUUCGUAGUCGGGUAUUGCUACCCAAUUCUGUAUGGAUGGAAGACACAAAAUUAAAGGGUUUGGAGAUCUGCCAUCCACAGGAACGUAACAUUUUCAACAGAAUCUUUGGAGGCUUUCUCAUGAGAAAAGCAUAUGAACUUGGAUGGGCUACUGCCUACAGCUAUGGAAACUCCAGACCUUAUGUGGUAGCUGUAGAUGAUAUUAUGUUUCAAAAACCAGUUGAAAUUGGAUCCUUACUAUUACUCUCUUCCCAGGUAUGUUAUACUGAAAAAAAUAAUAUCCAGGUUCGGGUGCAUAGUGAAGUGUAUGAUCCAGACACCAGAGUACACCAUACAACCAAUGUCUUCCAUUUCACAUUUAUGAUAGAGAAGGAAAUACCAGAUGUUGUUCCCAAGACAUACGGUGAAUCUAUGUUGUAUUUGGAUGGAAAACGGCACUUUGAUUCAGUUAUGAAAGAAAACACAACAUAGGAUCUGCAUAGAAUUAUAGCUUUGGAUGACCUUGGAAACUUCAAACAUAGUGGUUAUCA